Molecule: messenger RNA, 9101 nt
Organism: Paramuricea clavata
Lineage: Eukaryota; Metazoa; Cnidaria; Anthozoa; Malacalcyonacea; Plexauridae
Source: the annotation of a GenBank genome assembly
CAAUUUCACCACAUCUUACUUGUUUUUAGCAAACUAAUCAUAAAUUUUAACUAGAAGCGUAUAACGCACUAACGGUAAAACAUGGUUAACGUUGAAGUUUUUGUCUACGAUCGCAGGAAAGGUGAUAAACCCGAAGUGAAACUGCAAGUUGAGAGCGAUGGCUUGAGCUUCUCCGAAUUCAAACAGACGCUUUGCAAAGUAUGUUUGCGUUUUAUGCUCGCGUUUUAUAUCUUGUUAUCUGUUAAUGUAGUAUAAGCGAUGUCUUAUGCAUGAGAUAUACACUGCAUAGUAGCUCUUUUUGUCUGUAAAUUAUUUAUUUCGAAAAUUUUAGGAGUUUAACAUUGGGAAAGACGAGCUGUUUGUCAUUGUGAAUACCAAUCGAGGUGUCAUCGAUUCCGAUGCGGCUUUGGGUAAGUGAUAACAGGAUUUAUUUGAACGACGGUUUGUAAAAUUGAGCUUAUCUCAAUUUGAGCUCUAUCUAUCUUUUUUUAGAAAUUUAAGUGUAGGAAGAUAGUGUAUUUAAAAAUUGUUGACAUAUACAGUAUGCAUGACUCAAAGGCUUUUGGGCACUUAAACAACGCGUUGCACCUGUCAGACAGAUGCUAACACUGCCAACAGCAACAAAUGCGAAAUUGUUUUUGUCAAAAAGGCCUGAGGGGGCAUGAUCUUUUGGUGUAUAGAUUUCGGUUAGGGGCGUGUUCUGUUAUUACAAGGAGGUCGUAUUAUCUAAAGAAUUCUUAAUCAUAGAAUAACAUGGCACUAUAAAACUAAUUAACCCAUUAGUGCAACACACUUUGCUCAGGGCUGUUUGCAUGAUCCCACUUUGCCAAGAUGAGAGGUCAUAAUAAUUCACGGUUCAUAAUUCGGCAAGAUUGCAUUCUUUUUCAAGCGAUGAAUUACGGUAUAAUUGUAAAUGAAAAGUUGUUCAAGCAGUAAUAUAAUAACCGUCUUGAACUACGAGAUGUUCUCGCCAACAUUUUAAUCCCUUUAACCUAAUGACUUAUUUCAAGAUAGAAUUUUAAAUUGUAGCUGCAAAAUUUAAAGGAUGUCUGCACACUUUUAUGCAACAUACUUUGACAAUUAUUUACAGAACUUUAUGGUGUGUAGUAGUAGGGUGUUCAAUUGCGAUAAUUAUUAAAAACUAGUUGCACAAAAAACUAGUUGCAUUUCUGCCUUGUUAGUAUUAAAUUAAACAAGUUGUCGAAGUGAAUGCAAUAAUGAUUAUAAGGAGAAAAUGAUUAGAAUGUUUUACUGUUUUGAACACUGUAUGUGACUUCAAUUUUGCUCUCCCAGUAUUACAGUCAAUUUCAGCUGACAUUUUCAUCAUAAGAUUCCGAACUUCGUUCCGAACUUCGCAAAUUUGUUGCGAAGUUCAAAAGUUCAUAAUGAAAUUCACAAACAGGUUUGUAAACAAAGCCUCUGAUUGGCUAUUAAAUCAAACCAGCCAAUCAAAUGCCCAGUUUACAAACCUGUUUGUGAAUUUCAUUAUGAACUUUUGAACUUGGCAACGAAUUUGUGAAGUUCGGAACGAAAUUCGGAAUCUUACGAUGAAAAGUCAGCUGAAAUUGACUGUAAUAUGAUAAAAUCUCACAGUUUUUUAAGGGCCAAAACGUGAAAUCUCCCUGUUUUGAAAUUUUAAGGUUGACAGAUCUGAUUCUAUUGGUGCUCUUGUACUGGUUAAUUUCAAUCAAUCUUUUGUGUUUUAGAACAACUCCUUCAAGAAAGUAGUACACUUUACAUCCUGAAUGCUGUUGACCAAGAACUUAGUGCACCAACAUAUGAACGGGUUGAGUACAUUCCCCACUACGAUACGUUGGUGAAAAGUGGAAUUUAUGAAUAUUAUGCAAGUGAAGGACAGAAUCCCUUGCGUAAGUGAUAAUAGACCAAAUGGAUUCAAAGUUGUCGCAUGUUAUUAAUAUCAGAUUUACCAAGCAAGCCUGACUGGCCUUGUUUUGGAGCUUUUUGUACAUUUCAAAGGGCCGUAAUUUUACUUACCGUCCAUUGGAUCAUUUUCAAUUUUAUAAUAAACCUGGCGUUUGCAUCAAAUAUAUAAAAUAAUACAAAAUUGUGGUUGGCUAGUUUUCGAAUAAGUCAAUUAAAUAAUAAACACAUUUAUUAACUUAACAUCCCCCAUCUGAAAAUCAACACAUUGUAUUUUACAACUAUGUUGUUUAUGGCCAGCGUGGUUAUUAUAAAUAAAUUUGUAAGUAAGUAUUAACCCUUUAAGUGGCAAUGCACCGAUAUGUGCCCUACUUUAUUAUUUUACUCUGUUUAACACCAGACGAUUUUACUCAUCAGGGGGAGUCAAAUGCUGCCACUCGAUGGGUUAAUUAUGAAAAAAAUUGAAAUUUGGCCCAAAAAAUAUGAAGGUUCUAACUAAUUUUCACAUUGUUGAUCUCAAUUGCAACUCAGGUCCUGUUUCGUCCACCUGUCAUUAAUGUAAAUUUUAUACUCACUGACAAACUCAUUAAAUUCAAGAAAUAAUGCAGAAUUUUGCAUCUUAUGCUUUAUGCAUGAGAGUUGGAAAGUCUGCAUGUACUACAAUUUGCUCAGUAUAUACUACAAUUUGCUCAGUAUAUACCACAAUUUGCUCAGUAUAUACUACAAUUUGCUCAGUAUAUACUACAAUUUGCUCAGUAUAUACUACAAUUUGCUCAGUAUAUACUACAAUUUGCUCAGUUAUACUACAAUUUGCUCAGUAUACAGUAUUUGCUCAGUAUACACAUUAGAUAUCGGGGUGUCAAGGUGUGGAAUGCACUCAGUGAUUUUGACAAAAGAUUGUCAUUCACUCAGCUCAAACGAAAACCUAAAGCUAAUUUUGUUGAUUCAUACUAAUUUAACUUUAAAAAAAAUUCAGAAAGUAGUUUUUUAUAUCAUUUCUUUUCUUUUCUUUUUGGUUCUUAAUAUCUUGCUGCAUUAAUUCCUUUUAUUAUUAUUCAGUAUCUUUGGCCUCCAGCUCUGAUUAGCUUAUUGGUUAUUUUGGAGAGCCUGCUUCACUUUAUUUAGAAUUAUACUAACUAAGUAACUAAUGAAUGAUUGUAAAAAUUGUAGUGAAGCAAUAUAACUUCUUAACUUCUUUUAAGUUUGAAUGCCCACCAGAUUAAUUAUCAUGCUGUAUCUCUUUUUAGCAUUUGCUUUUGCUGAGUUAGUUGACAAUGCUUUGGCUGCAACGGCUGGGAAUAAAGGACUCCGAAAGAUCGAGAUACAACUGGUAUGUUCGACACAAGUCAUUGACAGUUUGCAAUAUCCAAAAUCAAAUUUUAGUGACCUGUGGAUAUCGGGAUUUCUAAAAUUUCAGACCCUGAUUGCCGUAUGAUUUUAUAUUGAUUUUUACCGCAAUAGAUGUUUGAUGAUGCUCUUGGAAAGCCCGCUAUCUCUGUCUGGGACAAUGGCCAGGGGAUGACGUCAAGAGCGCUGAACAAUUGGGCCAUCUACAGACUAUCAAAGUUCAACAGAGAUGAACAUUUUCGGAAGUUAGUAAAAUUUUUAACAACUACUUUUUAAAUGUUAAAAUUAUAGAAACACCAUUUUUGCGAUACAGCAGCUCUUUCUCUAAUUAACCCAUUGAGUGGCAGCACUCUCCCCCUGACGAGUAAAAUCGUCCGGUGUUAGACAGAAUAAAAUUACAGAGUAGGGCGCAUCUGGGCACAUUGCCACUUAAAGGGUUAACAGGGUGCAUGGGCAGAUAGUCUGAUUAACCCAUUGAGUGGCAGCACUUUCCAGGCCUGACAAGUAAAAUUGUCUGGCGUUGUUAGACAGAAUAAAAUGACAAAGUAGGGCCCAUCUGAACGCAUUGCCUCUUAAAGGGUUAAAAUAAAUUUUACUUCAGCCCCUGUACGGAAUAAACAAGUUUCAGGAAACAUAUUUCAAGAAUUUUAACGUUCACUUAGCCUACUGUGUUUUGUUCUUUCCUAGACCAACCGAUGGUCCUCGUCCCCCGUUAGGAGAUGUUUCGAGAUACCUAAACAGUGAUAUAUCAUGGUUUGGAGUUGGAGGAAAGCAAGCUAUAUUUUUUAUUGGAAAUGCAACAAGAGUAAGUGUACCAUACAGAUGCUUUGUGUCAAUAAAGCUAAUUGUAAAUAGCCUAGGUCUUUGGUAAUCCUUUCCUUCCGGUGACAUGUGUUCUCCCGCUGGUGCUCUGUAUAUACAGUAUGCGAUAUGAUUGUAAACUGUAAAGCGUUUUAUUUCAUUCUUGUCUGAUGACAGACGACUUUGAAAUAAAAUUGAAAAUUCACAGUUUCAAACUUUCGUCUUGCAUCAAUUCAAUUCUUAGGAGGUUAUGUUUUUAUGGAGGUUUUUAUGUGGGUGUGUGUAUGUUUGUUUAUCAGCUUCAUAACUCAAAAAUUAUCAAAUGUAUUAGGCCACAUAAAAUAAAUUCCUUGAUUCUCAUCACCGCCCGACUGUAUUUUAAGAGCCGCGUGAAAUUUUUAAAUAUUUUGUUAUACAAUAUAAAUGUACCGCGCGCCCGACAAAAUAUUUCAAGACAGUUAAUUUUUUAUGUUUUAUAUUGGGGUUUUAGUGCCAUUUUAAACUGCCAAUUUCAAACAAAUAGAACCUUGAAAGAAAUUUCAUUGCAUUUUAACAGAACUUCGCAUUCAGUUCAAGGGCCAGUCAUUGUUCGUGGAGAAAUAUGUUUAUUUCAGUUUGUGACACUUUUAUUUAAUAUAAUUGAUAUAUAAAUUAUAUAAAUAUAAAAUAUAAACCUCCCGCCUCUUCGACAUUUUCUAAGUGUAGUGAUGAGAAUCAAGGAAUUUAUUUUAUGUGGCCUUAGUAGGAAAAUUUGUGGGUCUAAUAUGCAACAUUGCUACAUCACUAGAUGAUCACGAAAACUGACAAUUGUGCUGACGUGCAUGAGUUGUGUAUCUCAAAGGAAGAGUUUGAAAGAAAAGAGCAACGAAGGGAGUCCAUCUACAGUGGCCAGAUUUAUAACAGACGGGUGAGUCUUAUUUCAAAUGUUACACAUGGCCGGAUUUUGUGUGUGGGGGGGGGGGUGCACGCCUCCCCUGAGAUCGUUUUGCAGCUCCCCCUGAAAAUUUUCGCACCUCCUCUGAAAAGUCAUGCACUUCCCCUUGGGAAAGUUUCAAUGAUAGAUCAAAGUGAAAAUUUGAUGGUUGCUUUGGUGAUCAGGGGCUUUAAGGUGUCUGUUUUGAUAUGUUCUAGUCUGGAGAUUGUGUGCAUAUAUCGGAAGAAGACGAGAACGUACGAGAAUUAAUCAGAGCUGAGGAAAAACAUCCAAGCUUUACUUCGGUCGUUAUAACUGGCAUCAAUUCUACGAAGGUGCUCUAUCUUCGAUAUCAUUUUGAUUACUGGUGUCAGCAACUCGCGUAAGUAUAUUAAGAAAUAUUUCACAUCGAACUAAUGGACCAUUUGCAUUAUAGACUAAAUUUUGAUGUAGACAAAAAUUUCAUCACAGCUUGAUAGAGCAUCACAAAAUUAGUAAUAUUCCAAAGUUUCGUUGCGAAAUGUUGUAAAAUGCGGAUAAUAUAGCCAUGCGAAGUUUGCCGUUUUUCAAUCAUUUUGUAUUACGCACGGGAAAUUGACAGCCCAAUCGGGUGUUGGGGCAUCAAUUUCCCAUUUGUAAUAAAAAAUGACUGAAAAUUGCAAAUUUCGCAAGGCUAUAUUAUCCGCAUUUUACAACAUUUCGCAACGAAACUUUGGAAUGUUACUAAUUUUGUGAUGCUCUUUCAAGCUGUGAUGAAAUUUUUGUCUACAUCAAAAUUUAGUCUAUAAUGCAAAUGGCCAUUAAUAUACUCUUUCGAUAAUUACGUCACAACUGCACUGUUUUCAACUUAUCAUCUUAAAUGGAACCAUCUUAAAUGGAAAGGAUUUCAAGUUUUUUCUCAUGGGCUAUGCACAGAGAAGCAGAACAUCCUUCUUCAACACAUGCAUCAAAAAGAAUUCUUUAUUUUGAACAAUAAAUGUGGAAAUAAGCUUUAACACGAAAACGUGACUCCCGAUCAUGACCUGGAGCCUCGUUUUCGUGUUAAUGUUUAUUUCCAUAUUUACUGAUCAAAAUCCAAAAUGUUUUUUCACGCAUGUGUUGAAGAAGGAUGCUCUGUUUCUCUGUGCAUAGCCCAGGAGAAAAAAACUUGAAAUCCUUUCCAUUUAAGGUGGUUCUAAGUUGAAAACAGCGUAGUUGUGACCAAUAAAUGUGACGUAAUAAUCGAAAGAGCAUACCUUAUUAUAGGAAAUUAACGAUGCACUUUAUUAACGCGACGUAAAUUAACGUGUCAUCUAAUUAACGCGAAUUGCUUUCAGGUACUUCUAAAAUUGAUUAAAUUAACGCGAAUUUGACAGUUUAUGGUUAAUUUAACUAACGCGAGUCGAAGAAUAUAAACACAACAGCAAAAGUAUUACAUACUACCAAUUAAAACAGUACGCGAGUAGAUAUAUCAAAACUGUAACGUUGAAAGUUACAGUAAUUUAAGCCAAUGUAUAUAAAUAUAUAUAGUUCAGCUUAAGAUUCUGACAGUGACAGUGAAGAGGUGGACUGAUGUUUUUGUUUUGAGGUUUAAUAUGAUGCAUUUUGUGUUAAAAGAGUUCGUGUUAUAUAAAACAAAUCAAGGUCUUUUUAAUUAACGAUAACUAAAAUUUGCAUGCUUGAAAUUAACGAUAACAUAAAUUAACAUUAAUUAAGUUAACGCGAAUUUUUAAAAUCCGCGUUAAUAAAGUGCAUCGUUAAUUUCCUAUAAUAAGGUAUUACAGCCACACCUUAUGAAGUAUCUCGAUGUUUCGUACAGGCACAUCUAUCAUUAUUAUCUUCAUGGACCACGAGGAAAUGAGAGACGACCCGGAAAAGGCAGCGCCCCUUUUAGAAACAUCGAUAUCCAGGUUCGUACCAUUGGGCUUUUUAAGAGGAUUUUUUUAUGCAUUACAUAUAUAAACAUGCGCUCAAAACUAAACUUUUUAAUUUUUACGCUCGCAUUUUUUGCUGCGAUACACAAUUUCAUCAAUUCUCAUCCAUGAAUUAUUUUGAAUUCACUGAUUCAUAAUAACGGAGUAUUUUUGUACUAAAUCUGCAUGUGCAUAAACAUAUAGUGUUCUAGCUGACCAUGGUUUUAAAUCCAAGAAAUAAUGUCUGUCAACCAUAUGUUGUUGCACCCAUAGUGGGACAUGGGUGUUAAGAUUUUCAAUGGCAAAUCUUCAUUCGAAUUUUCUGCAGCUGGUUAACAUUUCUUGCGAGCAGUACUUGCGUGCUCGCCUAUUUUUCCCACCCCUGUAGAGCUUAGUCCUUAGUUUGGAUUUCGAUGGUAGACAAUAUACUAUUACAAACCUAGACUGUCACACGAUUCAUUCACAAACAAAUACCAACCGAUACCGUCAGAUGAAAUUUAGAAAAACAUAAGAUUGCCAGUCGUUUACUUGCAGAAAAUUUUUCCGUUGGAAACUAUAUGCCUAAAAUCCUGGCGAAUAUUCUACUCUGUUUCGUUUUCCUCUAUAGGUGGUUUUAUUUGAAAAAGGCAAGCAAGCGAAACGCAUAGCAUUGCGAGACAUCGACGAUGAUCUUCAGUCUGAGUAUAUCAAAACCACGGCUUCGGCUUUCGAGUUCCGAGCUCAUUGUGAGGGCGGGGCUAUCGUCGAGGGAAUGCUGCGCUAUCAUCCGUUUCUCUAUGACAGCGAGACCUAUCCACAGUUGUCUCCUGACUCAAGUAUGUGGUAAUGGGGAGAAGUUCGAGUGUUUGUUAAAUUCCGUUUGUUUAUACUGGAUAUUUCAGGACCAUCCUCAGAUAUCUGGAUAGCUCUAUCAGUAAACUGUUCUGCCUAGAGGUCCGGUAAAGAUCAUCUCUUAUUGAUCCAGUGUUACUACAGGAGGAAACCUAAACUAAACUAAUUUUAUUUAUACUGGAUAGCUCUAUCAGUUCUAAACUGUUCUUCCUAGAGGUCCAGUAAGGAUCAUCUCUUAUUGAUCCAGUGUUACUACAGGAGGAAACCUAAACUAAACUAAUUUUAUUUAUACUGGAUAGCUCUAUCAGUUCUAAACAGUUCUUCCUAGAGGUCCAGUAAGGAUCAUCUCUUAUUGAUCCAGUGUUACUACAGGAGGAAACCUAAACUAAACUAAUUUUAUUUAUACUGGAUAGUUCUAUCAGUUCUUAACUGUUCUCCCUAGAAGUCCAGUAAGGAUCAUCUCUUAUUGAUCCAGUGUUACUACAGGAGGAAACCUAAACUAAACUAAUUUUAUUUAUACUGGAUAGUUCUAUCAGUUCUUAACUGUUCUCCCUAGAAGUCCAGUAAGGAUCAUCUCUUAUUGAUCCAGUGUUACUACGGGAGGAAACCUAAACUAAACUAAUUUUAUUGAUACUGGAUAGCUCUAUCAGAUCGAAACUGUUCUCCCUGGAUGAUAUAAGUUUCUAUUUAUCCACAUGUAUUCUGUAUAGAAGCAAAUGACGAAGACGACUUGGAACCAAUGAUCGACAGCCGUGCUCCAAGAGGAAACAGACCUAUCUUUGAAUGUUAUUGGAACGGUCGUCUCAUUCCUUACACCGCUAUUGACUGGUAUGUUGAUGGUAGUGGUGGUACUGGUAUGUUGAUGGUAGUGGUAGUGGUACUGGUAUGUUGAUGGUACUGGUAUUGGUACUGGUAUGUUGAUGGUACUGGUACUUGGUAUGUUGAUGGUACUGGUAUGUUGAUGGUACUGGUAUUGGUACUGGUAUGUUGAUGGUACUGGUACUUGGUAUGUUGAUGGUACUGGUAUGUUGAUGGUACUGGUAGUGGUACUUGGUAUGUUGAUGCUACUAGUAGUGGUACUGGUAGUGUCUCCCAAUUUAGCUAGGCUUUCAAAAUAAGCCUGUCUGGUACAAAUAUUUAACAUUAUUCCUUAGUCCCCUCAUUCCUUAGAAGGGUCAGUUAGGGGCUAAUUCCAAGCCACCCUGUCAACAUUCCUUGUGGAAGAGGGAACCGGAAUAUUGUCACCUUCCGAUAAAAUACAGUACAUUUUCGAUGUAGUAUACUAUGGUAUAAGCACAUAAGAAAUUAAAGGAAUUAAAUCGGCAACAAAAUUUGAAAACCGCGACUAAUAUUUUUCUUGUAUGUUUGUUUUAAAGUCUGGAGUGGUGUGCUGCGCCAAAGAAGAGAACCAGUAUACCUGCUGAAUGUUACAACAG